Molecule: messenger RNA, 4242 nt
Organism: Brachypodium distachyon (stiff brome)
Lineage: Eukaryota; Viridiplantae; Streptophyta; Magnoliopsida; Poales; Poaceae
Product: keratin-associated protein 5-1
Exons: 5
Coding region: 3108-4151 (347 amino acids)
Source: RefSeq, a predicted model, not a curated record
UUGAAGGGAUGGUCGGGGGUGAGCGGCCGACCGGCGAUGGUGGCGGCUGGGGCAGGGCGGAGCGGUGAGGCGUCGCGGGAGCGCACCGGCCGCAGGUGGCGGGAGAUAUCCGGUUGGGCCGGGGCCGGCCGGCGGGUCCACGGCAGCGGCGGCGACUCACCCGGUCGGAAUGGCGCCGACCCACCUAGUCAAAAUUCGUCCGCGCCAGGCAGUCGUCCGCCAAUUAGUUCCCCCCGCUUUCUUCGCAAAAUGUAUCACAGAAGGCCUCAGCAUCCGAUCUUCUCUGUGAGGCUUGUGCGCACGACGCGUCACAGCAAUUACUCCGAAAUGGAAAUAAUACUCCUGUGUCGCCAGUGUAGCAGUGGCAGAUGUAGCAGCAGCAACAGAGAAGGGAAGAGGAGGAAGAGAACUGCUAUGGAGAUCGAUGGAUCGAUCCGGCUUUCCCUUAUCGAAUCGGCAGUGUGUCGACCCCCGUUCCGGUACUCCAUGGGCCACACCGUCAUAACUGGCUGGGCCGUUUGGGCCCUGUGGGCCGUGGCCGUGGCCAUGGUACAUGUGCGUUCUGCGGAGGCGUCGGUCACGUCAAGCGUGGUGCAGUCCACCGUACGGAGGUGCCUGGUGUCUGGGCUAUGGAUGGUACGGGCCGGGUCCAGCCAUACCAAACCCGGCCCCGGCCACCCCCCCGACCCCGGUACCGGGUCUAAAAUUUUCCCAGACCCGGCCCUGAGACGGGUCUCGGGUACCCGCGGGUAUACCCGACCCGAAUGAGAAGACGCUGGCUGGCUACUCCAACAUCGGCGGCUACUCCAACAUCGGCGGAGGGGCUGGGGAAGAGGGCGCCACGCGCCAGUGAGGGAAGGAGGGUGCGCGACAGCCGGGCGUCGGCGAUGCGAGUAGGGAGAUGGCGCGGCUGCAGGCUGGACGAGGGGCCGCGCAUGCGCGCAGCCGAGGAGAAUAUCGGGGGCGGCGGGCAGCGAGCUGGAGCAGACGGCGGCGACGGAGCCGGCUAGGGAGGAGGCGGAGGCGGCGUCGUGGUGGGCUAGGGAGGAGGCAGCGACGGCGCCGAGGACUAGGGAAAGGAGGUGGCGGCAUUGCAGCGCAUCCAGCUCGGAAGGAAAGCAGCAGCGCAACGAGAGCUCGGGAGGAUGUCGCUCGAGUGGAAAUAGGAUUAGGCUUAAAUGAGUAAGACAGGGCAAGAACGGUACUUGGGCCUUGAGGCCUUCUGGGCUAGGCCAUUCAGUUCUUAUCGUUAUGGGUGUACCUGGUAUAUGGCGACGCGGAUCUAGGUCUGACAGCUCUAUCCCGUGAAAUUCUCGAGCCCAAAGAUGGAUCGGAUGUAGAACUUUUCCAAUUGCAGACUGGCGGGGAUUUUUUUUACCAGACCCACAUACUAAUCGGGUCUAGACCCGUCGGGUAUUCGGGUCCCCACUGCCAGCAAUAGUCUGGGCCGCGCGUGCUCCACCUCCUGUACAAAUCGUACCGUCUAUUUUUUUUCCGACUAGCCACUGCCGAUGGGCCCCAUCUUAUCUCGAGUCUCGUGCGGGACCGAGGCGGACGUGGACAUGUCAGGGGCGAGCCCGCGAGUUGCAUGCGGAUACGUGGGGGCGGACGGGCGGUGCCGCUGGCGUCCUUCCCGUCGCAGUUGCGUUGCGUCUUUGUCAAAAGCCAGAGCCCGGCCUCGUUCUGUCCCGUUGGUCUUCUUCGCCUUUUCCGUACCUUUGGGAUGCGCCAUAUCGCGCUUUGGGAGUACGUGAUACUGAUAGUUCGAGUGUUGCAAGAGGCAACCGUGCAACUGCAGUGAACGUGGAGUUGCAUGGUGUUUUUGUUUCAUGUCCAAAGUUGACUAAUUUUGGCAGCUUAUGGUAAUUUGGCUUUUAUUUGGUUGAGUGCUAAUUUUUUGAUUGCCAACUGAUUUUAGCCAACUACUCUCUCUGAUUCUAAAUUUUUGACUCAAAUUUGUUCAAAUAUGAAUAUAUCUAUUCUUAAAAAAUGUCUAGAUAAUGUAAUAUUUUGACAACAAUUUAGAAUCGGAGGAAGUACGUAACAUCAUCCUUCACAAUUCUUGUCAAAUUUUUGGUCAAUCAUAGACCAACCAAAUCCUUACCCAAUUAUUUGACUAGUCAAUUGUUGCCAAAAUUGGCAAGUCAUGAGUAGGCAAUGCAUGUGGUACCAAGCAGAAAAACCGACUUACCACAACCGCGUCGAAUUUUAGGUGUACAUGUGAUUACAGUUUUGGGUGGGCAAAAAUUGCGAGGAAAAAACAAAUUUGCGGUUAGCUGAAAUUUCGUUUUGUGCUAUUUAGAUGCUAAUUUUCGGUUGGCAUUUUCUGGUAACCAAGUAUCAAAAUAAACCGGAUUUCCUAACCAAAAUUUUGAUUUAUACCGAAUGCUGCCUCUGUAUUCGCUGGCUAUCGUCCUUGACUGAAAUUCGUGUCUGCUCGUUUAUAUAUCUUCCUUGGCAUAACAUGUAAUCAUCACUCACGUUGUUGCUCACAUGAGCCACGCAACCCAACCCCCGUACCGACCGGACCCAUGCCACGUUACCCGCGUUGGCACGUCCCGAGUUGUGCCAAAUGCCCAGCCCAGCCACCGUAGACCACAUGAGGACGCAUACAGUCAAACGAACCCACGCAGUACUCCAGCACGAGUAGUUCACACUUCACAGUACCAUCCCUCCUCCUUUCCUUGAUUCUCUUUCUCUCUCACUAAACCCCACCCCGCGCCACUCUCUCUCUUAAACCCCACGCGGCCCCUUGCUAUUAUUGCCCGCGCAGCGCUAGCUAUAUGGAGAUGGACGGAGGGACUCCUCGUCUCUGCCUUCAUUUCUACCAGACCACCUGCUCCAACUCUGCCUCUUCGCCUUGGCACGCACGCACAGGCCAGAGCACGCACCUGCGCGCGCGCCAUCCUCCCACGCCCACGCUCCCGCAUCCCCACCACCCUCCCCCACGAUUUCGUACACCGCCAUCUCCGUUUUCCACCGCCUCCUCCUUGUGCCGCUGCCGCGGCGACUUCGGGGCUUCCUCUCCUCUGACGCCGGUCUAAUGUGCUUCGGUAGCUAAGCCCGAGAGACCCCUCUGGCUCUGGGUUAAUUUGGGUACAUGUGAGAUGGGGGAGGGGGCAGCGGUGGUGGUGUUGGAGGCGCAGAGGCCCAGGUCGCCGCCGAGGUACCCGGACAUGUGCGGCCGGCGGCGGAUGCAGCUGGAGGUGCAGAUCAUGGACCGCGAGAUCACGCACCUCAAGGAUGAGCUACAAUUACUUGAAGGAGCUCAACCGGUUUCACAUUCUGGAUGCUUGAAAGAGGUAAAUCACUAUGUCGGUAUGAAACAAGACCCGUUGAUAACAAUUAACAAAAGGAAGCACCGAUCCUGUCGUCUUUAUUGGUGGGUCAGAUCGAAGUUGGGCGUGUGCAUUUCAUGGUUUUGCUGCUCCUGUCAAUGCUUACCAAAGUGCAAAAGUCCAAGGUGUUUCAACUGUUCAUGCUGCAACGAUGAGUCGUGCUGCAAACCAAAUUGUUCAUGCUGUAGUCCAGACUGUAGCUGCUUCAAGAUCUCUUCAUGCUGCAAGCCAAACUGCAGUCCAUUUUGCGACCUAUGGUGCUGCAAACCAAACUGGGCCUGCUUCAACACCUCUUCGUGCUGCAAAUCCCAGUGCAGCUGCCCCAGCCCAAAUUGCUGCACCUGCAACCUGCCAAGCUGUAAGUGCAACCCUUGUGGUGAAUGCAAACCGGAAUGCAGCUCAUGCUCCGGCGGUUGCUGCGAUUGCAAGCCUAGUUGCAGUUGCUGCAAUGAUCAAUGCUGCAGCUGUGUAGAGAGCUGCUCCUGUUCUUGCCCUCGAUGCUUGGGCUGCUUCAGCUGCUUCAAGUUCCUCAAAUGCUCCUGCGCAGGCUGCUCAAACUUGUGCAAGUGUUCCUGCACGCAAUGCUUCAAUUGCCAGUCUUCGUGCUGCAAGGGACAGCCUUCUUGCUUCAAGUGCCAGUCGUCUUGCUGCGACGAAGGGGGCUGCUGCCGUAGCACAUCAUGCUUCAGUUGUCCAGAGCCUUCGUGCCCCGAAUGUUCUUGUGGGUGUGUUUGGUCAUGCAAAAACUGUACAGAAGGAUGUCGAUGCGCUCGCUGCUGUAACCCUUGCUGUGCUACCGGAUGUUUGUGUUGAAGGAGAACCCUCCUUUUGGGAAAAUACACUGGUGAAUAUGGGUCUGCUCCACCCCUUGAUUUGCUCCCUUCAAUCAUUAGAGAUCUUUUUC